This is a messenger RNA of Rotaria socialis, 753 nucleotides long. Lineage: Eukaryota; Metazoa; Rotifera; Eurotatoria; Philodinida; Philodinidae. The record is from the annotation of a GenBank genome assembly.
AUGGCUCAAUCUUCUAAAAAAUCUGAAGACCAUUCGACUACAAAAUAUUGUUGUGUUACUUGUGGUACUGCCACUGAUGAACUUUCACACCAUUAUAAAGAAGGUGUUAUAAAAAUUAUUCAUUGUAAACAAUGCCAGAAUCCUGUUGAUCCUUAUAUUGAACUAGAUGAUUUACUUGUAUUUAUUGAUUUUGUAUUACUUAAACUACGAGCACAUCGACAUGUCCUAUUUAAUAUUGAUAAAAUCAAAUAUAACCACAUUAUCAAAUUAUGUUUUGCAUUUAUUCUGGCUAAUGCUUAUAUUAAGUGGUUCCAUCUAAAAAAUGAUCAAUAUCAAUCGAUCAUUAAUCAUGAUCACAAUAUUUUCUUUGCGCUUGAAUAUGGUUUUUAUGUGAAACUGAUAGAAUCAUUUCUUGAAUAUGCAGUACGAUUUGGUUUUAUAUUAAUUAUAUCAAUGCUUGAAUAUAGACAAGAUUGGACGAAAGAAAAAUCAAUUCUUCUCUUUCGUGCACUUGUUCUUUCAAGUAUUGGCCAAUUAUUUAUCUUGCCAUUGCUCAUAUGGAGUCCAGAUCAUCGUGAUUAUUACGAUAUUCUAAUUUCUUAUAUAUUUACAACUCUUUGCCAUGCACAAGUACUUAAUGCAUCUCGAUUAUUAUCACCAUUGAUCUCGUUUCUGUCAUCAACAACAGCUAUACUGUUAUCAAAAUUUUUUGUUUUAUUUUUUCCAACAAAUUAUUUUUUAACAAAUGUCUAA